Molecule: messenger RNA, 5940 nt
Organism: Hyalella azteca
Lineage: Eukaryota; Metazoa; Arthropoda; Malacostraca; Amphipoda; Hyalellidae
Gene: Hcs
Exons: 18
Coding region: 118-4005 (1295 amino acids)
Biological process (GO): protein modification process
Cellular component (GO): cytoplasm
Molecular function (GO): biotin--[biotin carboxyl-carrier protein] ligase activity
Source: RefSeq, a predicted model, not a curated record
CAGGGCAUUUGCACAUCUUGAUUAAAGUUAGCCUUGAAUCUUUAAAAAUUCAACCCAAGGGGGUCAAUCCCCCUUGGACAAAUCUACUGGGCAAGCUCCUCUGGAACAAUAGCCACAAUGCUAUCAAUGUGUAGCCUAGUUUGCCGUUUAGUGCGAGGCUGGAAGCAAUCAGAGGCUACCACACUGAUCUCACAAGCUGCCACAACUCCUGGAUCUUCAUUGCUACUGCAUGAUCUUAGUGAACCUGAGCUCAAUGUUGAUGUUGGGUCUUACAUAGCCAGCCCUUACCCUCACUUUGAUGGACCGCACAAGUUUUCUCGGAAAGGGUCCUGCUCUGACUGUAACCCUCAUGGCAGCUUCCAUCCUGCUUUUUGCCAAGCCUUUGCAUGGCCUGAAAGAAAUAUCCAAAGCAUGGAAGAUGGCAAAGAUGAAAGCAUGGUUUCAUCAUUCCGGCCAUCACUGUUCUGCCAACAAGGCUGUGCUGGAGAUAGAGAGGGUGAAGGUUCAUGUGGCCUGCUCCAUCCUCCUCCUCGUGUCCAGGUCAUUUGGUGUGACAACAACAGACAAGCGUCUCUGGUCACACCCAGGCAAUCCGUGGACCUCUCCCGUUGGACUUUGUUCUUUGCAAGCCAAGACGAUCUCCUAGAGCAUAGGAUCCACGUGCCGCCUUUGCCUGUCUCUCCAGCUUCAAAAGUAAUAUCCGAUAACUCGAAGCAUUUAACAGAGCAGACCUCUUCCCAGCUCAUCAAACCUGCAACCAGCAACAUUGGUGUUAAUGGGACCACUACCACCAAUGCAGUCACAGCAUCUACUGUCUCAACCACUUCUGAUAUUUCCAGCAAGUCGCUGGCUUCUUCAUGCCUUGAGUCCUCAAUGAAAACUUCAUCUAAUCCGACAGGAUCUCGGUAUGAAUUGGAAAAUCCUGAUACUUCAAUGGAAACAUCACCAUUUCCUAGGACGUCAGACAUGUCAUCUUGUGAGCCUGACCAGAGCUCAGGCAGUGGUUUGAAGAUGGCGAACGUAUCCCACGGAUUUGGACCACGCAAAACAUCCGCAACUAACGGCAAAAACGGCUGCUUGAACGAACCCGAUGAAAGAAAUACUUUUACAGGCGACAAACGCAAUGAAGAGAAAAAUAUCCAUAAUGGGACGAAUGAAAACUGUUACAAGACUGUUCCUAACGGAGGAUUUACGGCGAAGAGUGGCGUGCACACGGCGGUGUCGGAACACAUCUCCGUGGCGGUCGACGGGGCUGCGUUCGACGGCGUGCGCGACACCGCCGAGCUCGUCACUGUGCUGCUGGAGGCGCGCUGCAUCUCCAACCAGAGGCGCGCCAGAGAUGACGCCUGCAAGGCGCCUGUCAUGGUGGACCAGGUGUGCAAGGCGUACGCCUGGAAGUGUCGCGGGGUGUUUGGGGUGAUCGCCCACACCACACCCCGCCGCCUCAUGCUCAUGGUCGACGCCUUCUUCGCCAACAACCUCCUGCUUGACAGCGAUCUUCACGUCACUAAGAUCCUCACCGUGGACUGCGUGGGGGUGCCAGGUCGGCUGACAGACCCAGGCAGUAUCGCCGAGUGCGCGACACCAGGCGGCUACUACACGACAGCCAAGCAGCACCAGCACACCUCGCUGCUCGACGCCGCGCGCUGCCUCUCUGCUGCCGACGUGUCCAGAGCCCCCUCCCCAGGUCCAUCGCCCAUAUCAGAAGCAACUUCCCCUGUUCCUCUCUUGGAAGAAGUUCUGGAGGAACGAGACUCUACUCAUUCCAGCGUCAGUCCUGAGCCCUCGUCUCUGCCAUUCGACUUCACCGACCAGCAUUUCGCGGAAGACGGAACUAAAAAUUCCAGACUCCAGGAACCAGCCGAAUUUACCGUCAAUUCCGGAGGACCGAGUGGAGUUUCUGGCUCGGAACAACUCAAUUCUACGUCACAGAAAAUGUCUUCAGGUCAGACCGAAAAUUCCGAUGGUCUUCUCGGUUGUGGAAGUGUGGGCGUCGCUCAGCGGGAUGGGAACAAAGCAAGUUCUGACGACGUAAACAAGACGUGUGAUGACAGCGUCUACGACUUCACUAAGGAGGCUCCCAACAUCCUUGUCUAUGCCAACAACAAUGAGGCUUAUUUCGAUUCCGUCAAGAAAACUCUGCUCAGUUGUCUCAAAAGAGACAGAUACGUCAUCUACCACCUGACGAGCGACACCGCCUUCAGGAGCCCAUGGGUCUCCAACACGACAUUACUCGUCAUCUGUGGAGACGUGCAGGCUCACGUCUCGACCGUCUUCAUCAGAUACCUACUGCAAGGCGGCCGCGUGCUCUCCAUCUGCUCUGACUUCCUGAACGUCGCCGUGCCACUCUUUGACUUCAAAGUUCCCUGGACCGAUAAAAUGCUGGCAGAAGGCACGGUGGAGGUGGCGGAGAGCGCCGUGGUGGGUGUGCGGUACGGACGCUGGGGCAGCGUACAGUUCCUGCAUCACCAGCACUGCUCCCACUCGUCGCCCCAGAGCAACAGGUUCAGCACACAUCUCGACCUCGAUGACAAACCAGGCACGAGCAGUAAGCGUGGUCGUGGCGGGACGGUGAGCGUGGAGCCGACGCACGUGGAGAUAAGAGAUACGGACGGCAGGGCGCACGUGCUGCAGCUGCACGUGCUGGCCACCGACGACACGUGGGGGGCGCCCUCCCUCAUCGGGGCGCGGGUCAGGGGCGGCCGCGGCAGGGGGGUCUUCUCUCAGGUGCACCUGGAGCGCGGGCCAAUGACCCCCGGGACCGAUGCCCCCGCCGGCGGGGACAAGGCCCCGCGGGGGACCCACCACGAGUGGGACCAGCGUGGGGCCAGGGCCCGCAGGGAGAUACUGCGGGACCUUCUGUCCACUGAACUGCUGCUCGAGACUGAGCAGGACGAGCGGGAUGAGUGGGCAGACGGCCAUACUGAGUGGGCUGAUGAGCAGAGUGCUGGACUAGACGCUCAUGAGCCGUGCUACUCACCUGCUGUCUUGCUGGGCGACCAGAGAAGUAAGAAGGGUUUGCUGGCCAAGCUUCGUCCCAAGCUGCUGGGGGGCAAGGAGCUUCACCGUCCGCAGCUUCGUCUCGUCUUCGUCAGUUUCCCGGACGACGGUGCGACCGAAGCGAGCGCCGAUGUUCUGCCGGUGCUGCUCAGCCCUGAAGCGCCCACCAAGUUCAACAAGGAGGCUUAUUAUGCCAAGCUGCAGACGAAGGAGGUGGGGCGGCUGGUGAUGUACUGCGACGUGAUGACGAGCAGCAUGCACGUCGUGGAGGGCGCCACCCUCCUGACGCACGGUCUCGCCGUCGUCCCCAGACGCCAGUCCAAGGGAACUGGUCGUGGCGGCAACGCUUGGCUGUCCCCCGAGGGCUGCAUGAUGUUCUCCCUGCAGCUGCACUUGCCCAUGGCCUCCUUCAUGGGCUCUCACUUGCCGCUGAUACAACACCUCGUGUCGGUGGCCGUGGUCAUGUCAAUGUCCCGGGACCAUCCUGGCCUCCAGCUCAGCCUCAAGUGGCCUAAUGACAUCUACGCGGGGCCCAGCAAACUGGGAGGUGUGCUCGUGCAGAGCUCACUUACCGCCACCACGGCCUGCGUUAAUCUGGGUGUUGGGGUGAACCUGAACAACGACGCCCCGACGACCAGCGUUCUGCAGUUACUGAGGGAGAGCGACCCAGCCUGUCCCCCAGUGAGCGUAGAGGCGUCGCUCGCUGCCACGUUUAAUGCCAUCGAGGAACUGAUAAACCUAGUGGAGACCGAAGGUCCGGAGCCGUUCAUCCAGAUCUACUACUCCUACUGGAAACAUAGUGGCGCCCAAGUGACAGUGCUGCCAGCCGAGGAUGGUCGUGCUCGCAACGCUGCCAGGGGAGGCCGCACCGUCACCAUCACAGGAAUUGACUACUACGGCUUCUUGAAGGGAGUAGACUGCGUGACACGAGAGGCGGUGUCCAUACAGCCUGACGGCAAUUCCUUCAACAUGAUGGAAAACUUGGUCUACUCAAAGAAUCGGUAAACCUCAAGUGUUUUAUGAUCCAUCGAAGGUGGAAAAGUGGAUUUGUUCGUGAUGGAUCGCACGAGGAUGAAGGUUAGAUGCUACGAAAAUCGGUUGAAACCACCAAAAAUGUUGACGACACGAAUAAAGGGUUUAUGCCACCAGAAAGAUUGACACCACCAAAAAGGUGGUUGUUGACCAAAAGGCCACUGUUGUUCUAUAUAUGAGCUAAACUCUAAAAUGAGAUUCGAACUCCUCACAGCAAUAAAUAGUAUGUGGAGGCAACGGCGACCUCAUUGGCUUGCUAAUGAAUUUGCAGAAUGCGAAUAUUCAACUUGCGUUUCUGAAUGAAUAUUUACUUUAUGCUGAGAUCUAGCAAUUUUUAUGUUAAAUUUUGAAGUAAGUUUUGUAAAAUAAGCAUGAGUAUCUCUGCGCCGACCUGCUGUGUUAGGAAUUAGAAAAGAAUUGAAUGGAAUCCUAACUCAGACAUUGUCUGUGUUUUAAUUUUAGUUCAGAUAUUCCUUAUGGUGUCAUCCAGAGUAAAAAUUUAGCAUCUUGUUUGAUAGAAGAUGGCACAAGAAUCUAAUGUUCAAAUGGUGCUAACUUACCGCGACUAGGAAACUUCUUUCUUUCAUUUCACUUGCUCUAUAUGUGAAUUGUCGCCAAAAAACGCUUCUUUUAUCUAUACAACAAAUUUUGUAAUCCUCACUACUGACUCUUUGAGCUCCAUUUGAAGUUGACGCUGCAACCUCUGUCGUCUGCUGCCCUCAGCUGUUGACCCUCAAUAAUAAGUAGAGCGGAAAGAACCCUGGCUACGCCUGAAUUGAAUUGGUAAAAUGAGAUUUACGAGAAAGUUUUUCUGACACCUUCAUUAUGAAUAAAAAGUAUGUAAUACAACAACGUACUGUGUUGCGCGGCCAAAUUUUUUGUUGUAAACUUGAGAGGUUAUUUAAUGUUAAGAACUACUGAAGAUCGUGUUGUAUAAGUUGUUAGAUGCUAGACAUCAUUGCACUUAGUGAGAGUUGCUGAGUGUUUAAGGUGGAAGUGUCGGUUUUGUUGUUGGUUGGGGCGAAAUUGCCGGCUUUGUAGGUGGUUGAGGUGUAAGUGGUUGAGGUGGAAGUGUUGGCAGUGUAGGUGGUUAAGGUGGGAGUGUCGGCGGUGUUGUGAUACCUCUGGUCAGAUCAAACGUUGGCUAAGCUAAGACAUAGGAGAAAGCUCUCUAAAGACUGUUAUUUGGAUUCUUGUUAUUAUAUACAUGAAGUUUACUAAUAAUUAGGUUUGAGGUUAUGAAUCUGCCUUACGAGGUUUGUAAUGACUAGUUUCUCCUUCAUCAAAUAGUUAUAAUGGAUGCGGUUAAUGCAUUGAGAACAGCGAAAAAUGAUUUUUGUUUAGUGUCGCGCGAGCCAUAAAAGCUUUUUUCCGGCCCAAUUCGUCGUCUUCGAUUUUAUGAAGAGUGCCGCAAUUGGCGUCCUUAGUGACAGAAUACAAAUUUAUUCCCAGUAAUUAUAGUAGGAAAUGAUCAAAUUAUUAUCGCUGUGAGUCUCGUCCAAAUUUUAUGCAUGGUUCACCGUCGAAUAUUCCUUGGCCAUCCUGAUGCACUGUAAGGUUAAGUGAGCGUCAGUGUGAGAAGCACCAUCAUUAAGUGACUAUAAUCACCAUCAUUAAGUGAUCAUCAGCAAGCUUCUUGCCUUAACUUAAGAUCAUUUUAAUCAACCACCGUACGUUGAGUAUUUGCGACUACAUGAAUGGUUUUAAAACCAUUCAUCCUUGUGAAUUAUAUGUAUUACAAUAUUUAGAGAAAUUGUGCACCGAUCCCUUUUGUUACCUCGUGGCAUCAAGCGUGCUCAAUAUUAGUACCACCGAAUACUAAUAUAAAAUUAUUAAUACCAAUAUUAAUAGCCACUAUUCCCGCUGCCCGACUAGCUUUUUUCAAAGAUCCUCUGAAUAUAAAACUGA